AUGGAUCCACAAAAGCAAAGCAACAAGAUAGCUGAAAUAGUCAAGCUUCGACAACUUCUAAAAAAAUGGAGAAAACGAGCAAGUUCAAGCUCAAGAUCAAGUAGCAACAAUGGCAUUGGCUUUCUCAAAAGAACACUAUCAUCUCUUUCAAUGGACAACACCAAUAACAAUCCAAACACAUUCUUAAAAGACACAACAGUUCCAAAAGGGUUUGUGGCAAUUAGGGUUGGAGAUGAAGAAAUGAAGAGAUUUGUUGUGCCAAUGGAAUACUUAAGUUGUGAAGUGUUUUCUGGGUAUUUGUUGAAAGAAGCUGAAGAAGUUUUUGGGUUUCAACAAGAAGGUGUUUUGAAGAUUCCUUGUAAAAUUCACAUCUUUGAGAUGAUUCUUAAAGCAAUGGAGGAUUUUAAGGAAGAAGAUGCUUUAAUGAUUAUGAGGGAAUAUUAUGUUUCUAAUUGUUCUAGGGAAAAUAAUCAUUUAUCCCCUUCUUAUGAUCAUAAGAAUCAUUCAAGUCCAAUGUGUAAGUGA
Messenger RNA from Impatiens glandulifera, 525 nucleotides. Its product is annotated as auxin-responsive protein SAUR72-like. The record is from RefSeq and is a predicted model, not a curated record. The transcript has a single exon. Lineage: Eukaryota; Viridiplantae; Streptophyta; Magnoliopsida; Ericales; Balsaminaceae. The coding region runs from base 1 to 525 and encodes 174 amino acids. Gene Ontology annotation, biological process: response to auxin.